Glossina fuscipes is the source of this 2109-nucleotide messenger RNA. Its product is annotated as condensin complex subunit 2-like. Gene Ontology annotation, biological process: mitotic chromosome condensation. Gene Ontology annotation, molecular function: chromatin binding. Gene Ontology annotation, cellular component: condensin complex. The coding region runs from base 1 to 2109 and encodes 702 amino acids. The transcript has a single exon. The record is from RefSeq and is a predicted model, not a curated record. Lineage: Eukaryota; Metazoa; Arthropoda; Insecta; Diptera; Glossinidae.
AUGGCUUCGGAUCACGAAAAAUCGCCAGUGACGCCAGUCUCUAGUUUAUGCCAGGAAUCUAACAUUAGUGAUGAUGCAGAAAAGCGGGAGGAGGCUAAAGACGAAAACGUUGAAUCCUCUUUCACGGAAAGUGAAACGCUACAAAAUGAUCUCGAAAUUUAUAAUAAUAACUUAGGUCGUGAAAAUGCUUGGUCUCUUUCUCUGAUAGAUACACUGUCCACUCUAUUGGACAAUCAUCAUAAAACAGUCAACAAUUUUAUAUCGGCUGGGAAUUGCUUAGAAGCUUCUUCCAAAAUAUACAGUAUCCGCGUUGACUCCAUAUAUUUAAGUGUUUUGCGCACUUUGGCGGCUUUAAAUGCUCAAAAAUUCCGCGAAAGGCUAGUGGACAACGUUGAUGACGGAGGUGAAACAGUUACCGAUCUUGCCGCUAGUGUUGCAGGUGUAGAAUUAAUUAGGGAAAAUCCUAAAAAGGCGAAACGCAAACGUAUACGCCCGACUACAUGUACGGUAACCAAAAAUAGGGAAACAUUAAAUGCUUGCCUAGAUACAGCAGAACUACUACAUCAAGAUCCAGUGUUUGCCAAAUUUAAUUCUAUUGCUUGCUUUGGCCAAGGACUCAUGAACAAUAUAUUAUUAACAACGGAAUCGGAAUUACUAUUGCAUACUACGUUCAUUGUUUGGGAUAAGGCAGCUUUGCCCCCUCGCGAUUACACAGAAGAGAUUUCAUUACAAACUUAUAAUGAAGACGAGCUCUCCCCAUGCGAUCACUUGUUUGAAAUGCAGAACUUGGAAAAUUUGAAAUUACGACCAUUACAAAGCGGUUACAUUAUCACCAAUGCGCCAAAGCCAACAACCCAGGAUAUGGGACACGAUUUAAAUAGACUCUAUAGAACAGAUUCCGAUAACGGUACAUCAUUUGCACCGCAACAAAUAAGGGGAAGAGAAACUCAAACUGUAAAUUCGCGAUUUGGUAAUGUCGAUGGCACAUGUAUGGCGUUUGAUAUGAGUAGCGAAUGUGAACCUAUACCUAUGAAUGCAGAACCGAUGCUUAUUGCCAAUGUGAAUUGUUAUGAAUUAAACGGUUUGGCCCAAGAGGAGCUUAGUGCCAUUAACAAUUGUCGUAGUCUAUCUACAUCCGCUAUUGUUAUUGAUGAUCUGCAUCCUGUUGAUGCUAGUGAUCUGGAAUACUCAUACAGACCUUUAAAAAAGAUUUUGCACUUUUGGGCUGGACCUAGGUAUUGGAAAUUCAAGCGUUGUCCCAGCGAAGCAGUUGCGUGGCCUGUUUUAAAUCCACGGGCCGCUUGUCCGCGACAAAAUAUGAAAAGAAAGAAAGCUAAGCAAUUAACUUUCGAUCAGUUGAAUGAAGAGCUUUUCGUGCCAUUGGAUGAAAAGUAUAAAAAUCGUAAAUUAAAUUUAAAAAGAAGAGGGGAUCAUGAGAAAUUAAAAUUCCCCAUGGACAUGCAAUUGACUAAGGAUCGUUUUUCAAAUUUCACCCUUGCUCCUGGCUUAGCUCUUUCAGGAUAUUCGACAUAUAAGUCUGCUUUACAUAGCGACAAUAAUUCUAGAGAGAAUUUCAGAGUUAAUGGACUGGGUGAAGGAAAAGGCGGUCAAUUCACUGACGAUCACGAAGACCGUAAUGGUAUUGAAAAUUUGCUUUGUAACAACUUUUCAGUUGUUCAUGAUGAAAUGGAACUCGUUGAGAAUAAUUCACUAAAUUCCACAAUUCUCGAAAUUCCCAACGAUUUCGAAGGGGCCCCCGCACAAGUAACAAGAAUUACAGUGCCCUUUGCUCGUCGAGCAAAAGUCAUUGACAUGGACAAUCUUAAACGCAUUUGUUGGGCUCUACUCAAUAAAGAAUUUAAAAAAUCGAUGCAUGAAGCGGGCGAACCGCGGCAGCCAAUCCUAAAUGACGAACGCUAUGAAGACGGUAUGGCCAGCUUUAACGAGAUUUAUGCACAAUUGCCACAAUUAUUACCAAGAGAUAUAUCCAAAAAUGUUUCUACUUCCAUUGCCUUCAGUUCGAUGCUACAGCUAGCUAAUGAACACGAUUUGCGUCUAGUACCCCAAGAGGAUCUUACGGAUUUCAAGAUACGCAAAUUGGCCGACUGA